UCGAUUUUCCGCCGCCGCAUCUGCUCUCGCCGGCCGCCCGCCCGCCGUGUUCCAUCCGUCGAUGGGGAGCCUCUUCUUCGUUCUUCCUGCAUACUACCUCCGCACACCCUCCCCUGACCAUGACGACAACCUCCUGUGUCGUGGGAUCGAAGAAGGUGCGGACGUCCGACAGCAACCGCCGCCGACCCAGCCCAACCCCGCCAACUGGAGACUAUUCAAGAUCUUCGCCAGGUGUCUUACAGCCAUGGUGAGCAUCGGAAUGAUCGUUUGGAUUUUCGUGGCGCGACAUUUGAACUUGGAUCCUGAUCUGCAAGACCCUUAUAAGAUGGCAGCACUUCUGGUUUUGUCCCUUAUUCCGGUGGGAUUCGGUUUCAUGAUCACGCAAGGAGACAUACAGACCAACAUGCCAGCUCAAGGGGAAGAACACAUGUAG
Molecule: messenger RNA, 433 nt
Organism: Lolium perenne
Lineage: Eukaryota; Viridiplantae; Streptophyta; Magnoliopsida; Poales; Poaceae
Source: RefSeq, a predicted model, not a curated record